This is a messenger RNA of Nerophis lumbriciformis (worm pipefish), 1923 nucleotides long. The record is from RefSeq and is a predicted model, not a curated record. Lineage: Eukaryota; Metazoa; Chordata; Actinopteri; Syngnathiformes; Syngnathidae.
AUGAGUGGCGCACACCUGGACGAAUGGCAGAGGAGGUCCUUUGACAUUUCAUCUGGCAAUUGUACACCUGAACAGACGGCUGAAGCCUACCGGGCCCACAUCCUCUCCAUUCAGUAUGCAUGGGCAAGCUCCCACCUCUCGGAGGCCGCCAUGGGCGACCUGCUCAGGACCUACUCGGGGCGCUAUGCAGCAGUGUUGGACUCGGAUGACCCCCGCACGGGGCUUAACAACUAUGCUGAGAGUGCCCUUCAUCUGGCCCGUAAUCAGAUAAACCACAGUGACAAAUGGGAGUCGUCCCUCACUGUGGAGCGUUUGCUUGACUUGCCCUGCGUGCAGAAGAUGAUUCAAGCAAGGCCUGGGGGAGAAAACUCCCUCGUGGCACCAGCAGAUGUUAGCAUAUCUGUUGGAGAAGAGAGCAGCAGCAUCAGCAGCUCCGUGUCUGCUUCCAGUUCGGCGUGCAGGUCAGACGGCACAUCCUUCAAACCUCUUUGGCCACCACAGGCUAAAAUAGAAGUUAAUAACACUGCUACUAUUUCAGCGGCUAGGCCAACAACAUCUGAGAGCACGGCAGAUAAUAAUGACUCCUUUUACCAUCCAAACAGCAGAGUGCAGUCGGUGUUUAAUCAUCCAUCUUCAGGUUCUCCUCAGAGCAACACAGGCCCUGCAGGCGGCAACUGUAAAUCCAACUUAUUUCCUAUUUCCAAUUCAUCCAAGCGGAAGAAUUUUUACAACCCAGAUGCAAGUGAAGGUGGGAGGGGGCCACAAGUUGGGGCUGAGCAGAAACCUACAAGUCACUUUAAAUCGGCCCGGGAGCAGCUAAUUGUGGAACAACAGAAGAAACAUUUCCAUCAACCCCAAAGAGGAGCGACAUCAUCUGUGACUUCCACUGUAAAGAAAUCCCUGGGAGCCAAUAUGUCCCGAGGUGCUUUUUCUAAAUUUGUGUCUCCGAUGCCGCGGCAAGACGAAGAGGAAAGUGCAAGGGGAUCAAACUCCACACGGGAACCCCAGAUUGUGGAUGAACGCCUGAAAAUCUUUGAGCCAAAGAUAGUGGAGUUGAUCAUGAGCGAGAUCAUGGACCAUGGACCCCCUGUUUUGUGGGAGGACAUAGCAGGCUUGGAGUUUGCCAAGACCACCAUAAAGGAGAUUGUUGUUUGGCCAAUGUUGAGACCUGACAUCUUCACAGGCUUGCGGGGCCCGCCGAAGGGAAUCCUAUUGUUUGGACCCCCAGGAACCGGGAAAACGUUGAUAGGAAAAUGUAUCGCUUGCCAGUCAGGUGCCACGUUCUUCAGCAUCAGUGCAUCGUCGCUCACAUCCAAAUGGGUGGGUGAGGGCGAAAAAAUGGUGCGAGCUUUGUUCGCCAUCGCACGCUGCCACCAGCCCGCUGUCAUUUUCAUAGACGAAAUUGACUCGCUGUUGUCGCAACGCACUGACGGGGAGCACGACUCGUCACGCAGAAUCAAAACUGAGUUUCUGGUUUCCUUGGACGGUGCCGCCACAGCGGCGGAGGAUCGCAUCUUGGUGGUGGGGGCCACCAACCGCCCCCAAGAAAUAGAUGAGGCUGCCCGUCGUCGCCUCGCUAAGAGGUUGUACAUCCCGCUUCCUGAGGGCCCCGCCCGGAAGCAGAUAAUCACCAACCUCAUGGCACAGGAGAAGAACCAGCUGAGAGCGGAGGAGCUAGAGCGCAUCAUAGCCAACACUGAAGGCUUCUCCGGGGCAGACAUGACUCAGCUGUGUCGAGAAGCAGCCCUGGGACCUAUUCGCAGCAUCCAAUUCGCAGACAUUGCCACCAUCUCGGCAGAACAAGUACGGCCGAUCGUAUACAAUGACUUCCAAGAUGCUCUGAAGACUGUGCGACCCAGUGUCUCACAAAAGGACCUGGAGCUUUAUGAGGAGUGGAAUAAGACAUUUGGAUGUGGUCGUUGA